Molecule: messenger RNA, 3621 nt
Organism: Carassius auratus (goldfish)
Lineage: Eukaryota; Metazoa; Chordata; Actinopteri; Cypriniformes; Cyprinidae
Exons: 5
Coding region: 890-3301 (803 amino acids)
Source: RefSeq, a predicted model, not a curated record
CGCCCAAGCCCUAUAGUUUAAUCUUAGUUUCAGUUUUUGUUUACGAAAAUAUCCUUGGUGAAUUCCUCAUUGACUAGCUGAUGAACAGAGCCAUACCGCACUGCAAAUAAUAGUCUAACUCGGAGCCUUACUCGUUUUUUAACUUUUGUUUGUUGCCCUGUCUAAAUUAUGAAAAUUUGACAUUAGCCUACAUCACCUUAGACUUUUAACUCCACUGCAACAUCCACUAGCUAUGGCAAGAACAGCAACUGUAAAUACCACGACUUGCGUUGAACCGGCGAUGCCCUCAGACCAGACAGGAGAACCGUGACUGAGAACAUAACACACGUCGGGAAGCGUAAAGACUGCACUAGGCUGGCUGCAAUUUGACAGAUGAGCUGCAGAUUUGACAGUGCACAAGCAACAUUUUUUUAACUAUAGCCUACCAUCACUCGAUCAUUGGUGUUAAUUUAUCUGACGUGCCGGAACGUUCCAGCACACUUUAACCCCCGAGUGUAACGUACAAUACAAAGAGACGUUCCUAUUAAUUUAAAAUCCCAAAAAUGGCGGUGGGAAGAGCUUUACUGUUUACUCAAGAGCAAUCAAUAGUUGCCAGGGCAACUCUUACACGUCACUAUGGAAUGUUCGUGGAUGACGUCACUCUGGGCUGCUAUAAAAGCUGAUUUGGAAUUGAAAAUUUUUAUUUCAUCGUUGCUUGUUAUGCGAGUAAUAUCAGUAAGUGAAUAUCUGUCUGAACGAGUACGAAAAUCUUGCUUAAUCGUCUUUUCAAAAAAGACCAGAAAUUCAGUUUGAAAAUAUCAAACGGCUCAAGAGCGAUCUCUCUCAGAACUGUGUAAACGAGAACUGUUGAAAAUCUCUGUAGAACAAGAGUUCUCCUUUAGGAUCAGAGAUGACUUUUAACAAGAAUACAUCUUUUUCAUCAUCAUCUUCAUCGUCCUCAGUUGUGGAUGAAAUGUCAGAGAUGUCGCUGAGGAACACAUCUCUGGACUCAUCCGAUGAGGAUGUUUCCUCCAGUCACUGUACUGACAGGCUUGUGAAACAUCAACUGCUGAUGAACAAAUUCCUGGACCUUCAGUACAGAGCCCGAGAGCGCCAGGAGGAGUUUCAGUCACUGCUGGAGCGAUUUAACUAUAUACAGGAAUCGCUAGAAUGGGAGAUUGAAAAAGUGGAGAAAUCCAUGUUCAGCAUGGAGUGGCUGGAGGACUUGCAGAAGAUCAUUGAUGAGUUCCAGGCCAAUAUGGCAAACAAUGUGAGCCGCCUUCGAGAGAGCUUCAGAAAAAUGCAGGAGGUUGCCUCGAAAAAAGUUCUGACCGUGAAGGCAAAAGGUAAACCAGGAAAAGAUCUGGAUGCCAAAGUAGUUAAAAGCAUUCAGUCUCUGCCGACUUGUCCCACGGUAGCAGAAUUGAAGGCAAAUUCAACCGCUGCAUCAACAUACUCAUCAAAUCUUAUCAUCGCCUUGAAUAGCAUCACCAAAUCAUCCUCCUGCAGUCCAGCCACAAGCAAGGCACUAAAACUAUCAGCAGCGACCAUUGAAAACCUCAACAAGGCAUUUCAAGAUCACUGCUUGGAAAUUAAGACUCUCAAGACACCUAAAAAAAAAAGCAAGGUGGUUCAAGAUGUGAACAGAGACGUCUUAGUUUCUCCCGUGCACCAAAGUGGAUCUGCAGGUCAGCAGCAGAAGGUGAAAAAACUGCCUGCCUUUCCUGUGAAACCCAAGGCAGAUGAUUUUGGUUUCCCUCAGGUCAAAGAGCUUGUACGGGAGACAAAUGUUGAAGUGUUGCCACUAGAUAGACCAGUGAUAACAUUAGACACAGCUCCAAAAGACCUCCAGAGUCCGUCUGCUGAUGACCCGUCUCCUCCUGGCCUUGCCAGGACUUUUGCUUUCCCCAAGAUCACACGAUCUGUCGAGGAGACAAAAGUUUCCACAGAGCAAAAGGCAAAUGUCAAAUCAUCUGAAGAGACACAAGCUGAUGCAGAGACGAUGGAGAGAACAGAGACAUCAUUUGAAGAGACGAUGGCUCAGAAAAACCUUCAGUGUCCAUUUCCUCCUAGCUUCCAACGUCCGUCCCCCGUCAGAUCUUCUGCUCUUCCUCAGAUUUUGCAGUCUGUGGAGGAACCAGAAGUUGAUACGGAGACGAUGGAGAGAACAGAGACACCAUUUGAAGAGACAAUGGUUCAGGAAGACCACCAAAGUCCAUUUCCUCAUGCCUUCCAUCAUCCAUCCCCCGUCAGAUCUUCUGCUCUUCCUCAGAUUUUGCAGUCUGUGGAGGAACCAGAAGUUGAUACGGAGACAAUGGAGAGAACAGAGACACCAUUUGAAGAGACAAUGGUUCAGGAAGACCACCAAAGUCCAUUUCCUCAUAGCUUCCGUCCUCCAUCCCUUGUCAGAUCUUUUGCUCUUUCUCAGAUUUCACAGUCUGUAGAGGAGACAAAAAUUUGUGCUAUGUCAGCGGUAGAACGUCAAAGUCUGUCUUCUGUCCACACCCAUCCUUCCUCGUCUGUAAAACUGCCCAAAAUUCAGACUCAAGCAAAGCCGUCACUUCAGAAGUCUGAGAAACCUGAGACUCACAAAUAUGAUUCCGCAGUCUCGGGCAGCAUUGAGGAGCAGUACAUGAAGAACAGCGAGGAGGACGGAGACAAACUGCUUCAUGCUAGCAUGAAAGACCCAUCGUUCAUAAUUGACAUCAAAGCUCAAGAAAACAACCUCCAGCAGCUGGAUCGAGCUUUUCAAAAUAACAACAUUUCCUCUGAAAUGUACAACCUGUGCAGAGGAACCGUCAAUCAGACACUUAAGAGUGUUGAGCUGCGUCUUGGAUGUCUUUUACGGAGAUACAUCAAACAUGUCCAAAUGAAGCAAUUAAGGAAGACGCUCGAUGGAAAUUUCAAGGCCACCAGAAAUUUAAGGGAUGGACUGGAGUUCAAAAAAGUCCAUUCUCAGCUCUGCAAGUUUGACCGUUUCCAGCAGAGUGUGAACAAAAUCUGGGACGCCAAGCAAGCCUCCACUGAUGAGACGCGAGAACUCUGCAUCGCACGGACGGCCCAUUUAUACCAGCAGGUGAACGCGGUGCAUGGCCUACAUCUGACAGGCAUAUCAUUUGUGCAAAGGCAUGUAUCACUGCCUCUGCUCACUGUGACACCCGUGCGGUUCAGCUCCAAUUUGUGUCCAUCUCCUCCUCGUGGACCACGAACUUCACCCAGCAGAGCCAGUCCAGCACGCCAUCCUCAAAUCCACCCCAAACCUCUGCACCACACGACCAGGAACACACCAGGCAGUUUCCUGAAGAUCAGUCACAUUCAAUAAUGAUGGCCAGUGUCAACAUAAUGGCUUGUAUCUGAACCCAAGAACAGAUUAUUGAAAUGUCACAAAAUUAAAACAAAAGCGAGGACGCAUCAGGAACAGACUCUGGAAAAACAGAAGCACCGGCCUGUAGACAUAGGAAGAUGAAUAUAAAUAUAAAGAUUGGUUAACCCAUAUUAGUGAUUUCAAGCUUCGCCAGAGUCAAAUAGCCAAUGUUAUAUUAAGGAAGAGCUAUGUCUUAAUCAGUGUAUAUUUUUGUUUAAGCUUAUAUUGUAAUAAAUGUGUGAAAAAAUGAAUAAUAAAAAUGAUAAAUAAUAAAGAUA